Nicotiana attenuata is the source of this 1871-nucleotide messenger RNA. RefSeq names its product vacuolar protein-sorting-associated protein 36-like. The coding region runs from base 418 to 807 and encodes 129 amino acids. The transcript is spliced from 3 exons. NCBI's taxonomy places the organism in Eukaryota, Viridiplantae, Streptophyta, Magnoliopsida, Solanales, Solanaceae. The record is from RefSeq and is a predicted model, not a curated record.
GCGCAUAAUGGCGUAUGUGUAUGUAGGUAUAUUUGAUGCAUAAAUUGAUCUACCAUCAUUUAACUUACUUUUGUUUCAUUGCUUAAAAGGUCAUGCUUCUGCAACUACAUAUACAGCUGAUUGCUUAUCUUUGAAGUAAGUGAGUCCUGAAAAACUUCGGCCCAUGUUGCCAAUGGGACCCGGGCCUAUCCCUAUGAUGGAUACUUGGUGAGUGAAGCAGACUCUAAACCCCUUAUCGAGUCAGACAAGACGCUUGCUGAAAGCAUAGGCAAAGUUAAAGUGCGUUGUCUCUAUCACAUAAGUGGAUGCACAUGGGAAGGUCCCUUGUCUAAAUGCACUUCCCAUUGUUCUGGAUGUUCCUUUGGGAAUUCUCCAGUUAUAUGCAAUAGAUGUGGAGUCCAGAUUGUGCAUCGACAAAUGCAUGAACAUGCUCAGAGUUGUCCUGGUGUAUAUCCUGCACAACAGGCAGCUAAUGGUGCCCAAGAUAAUCCUAGCUUUGGAGCAGCCACAACUGCUGCUGGUGAUGACUCGAAUCAGACUACAACUCAUUCAGGAAUUCCAGCUUCUCAAACACCAAAUCCUCAAAGCACUACUGCUUCCCUUCUUCAUGGACAAGAUCCUAAUCAGCAGACAAGUGCCAGCUCUCAGGCUCCUGCUACAACUUCAGCUGGUGUGCCUACUUCAGAUCAGUGGUAUCAGCAACAAUAUCAACAGUAUUUUCAGCAAUAUGCUGGAUAUGAUCCUUAUCAACAGCAAACUUAUCAACAAUACUAUCCCUAUCAGCAACAAUCCGUCCAACAAUAUUAGCAACAACCUCCAAAUUACAUGCAGCCACCAGCACAACUCCAGACCCCAAUCCCAGGACAGCCUCAAUCCCAGCCCCAGCCGCAACCAUUGAAUCCUCAACCUCAACCUCAAAUGCAAGCUCUACCUAAAGGGCCAACUCAACCACAGGUUCAAGCUAUGGCUCAGAUCAAAACCAGGUUCAAGUCAACCCACAGCAGUAGUUUCCACCUACUGGGCAUUCUCAUACCUAAAUUCCAUCACAAAUAUUUCCAGCUUCUCAUGCUCAGCCACCUACUCAGCCUCCGCCAUAUCCUCAGCCCUAUCCGAUGCAACCUCAUUCACAACACCAUGUGCAGGUGCCACAGUAUCAGCAGCAUCCCACCCAGGUUCACCCCCCCCAGUCUUCUCAAGCCCAACCGCAGCCGUUUGUGCAUCAACCUCAUUCACAACUUCAACCGCAGAUAAGUGUUCAAUAUCAUCAACAAUCUCAUGGCCAAUUGCGCCCCCCUCAGGCUGGCCAACCUGCUCAUGGACAGACUCAGACCCUCCAUUCAACAGCCAAUGCUGUUUCAGGGUACAAUUCCUAUCCACAGCCCCAACCCAUGCAUCAAAUGCCUAUAGGGUUUACACAGCAAACUCCAAUACGUCCACAUCCUACUAGUGGGCCUAUUCCUCCAAUUCAAUCUCAUAGUCAGGUUCCUCAACAACCUCCUUUGCGCACCAAUAAGCAAUGGGGCUUGGUACGUUCUCAAGGUCCAACUCCUUUAUCCUGCUCCACAAGCAGGGCAUUUAAUUCAGCAACAUCCUAUUCAGCCUAAUCAACAGCCAAUGUCUCGGCAAUACAGUCAACAACAGGCAUUUCCUGGUCCAUUGCAGAGUCAGUCACACCAACAGGGUCAUCUUACUCACCAGCAGCCUUUGCAGUCUCAGUUUCGCCCGCAAGGUCUUCCAGUCUUUCAAAGUAUAUCUAUGACAUUUUAGUUCAAGAAUUGAAAUAGUAAUCAAGAUGAAACUUCGGUUGUUUGUAUGGAAUUAACCGCUGUUUGAAAAAAGCUUAUUCUCAUAUCGUUCUUGAAUCGGACUUA